Messenger RNA from Vitis riparia (riverbank grape), 1446 nucleotides. Its product is annotated as replication factor C subunit 3. Bases 59 to 1123 code for a protein of 354 amino acids. The transcript is spliced from 11 exons. Gene Ontology annotation, biological process: DNA-templated DNA replication; DNA repair. The record is from RefSeq and is a predicted model, not a curated record. Gene Ontology annotation, molecular function: ATP hydrolysis activity; DNA clamp loader activity; DNA binding. Gene Ontology annotation, cellular component: nucleus; DNA replication factor C complex. Lineage: Eukaryota; Viridiplantae; Streptophyta; Magnoliopsida; Vitales; Vitaceae.
CAUAAUCCAUUGUCGCAGUCUACUCGUUUUCCCGCCAUCUCACUUGUUGGAAUCAAAGAUGUUGUGGGUGGACAAGUACAGGCCUAAAACCCUUGACAAUCUCAUCGUCCACGAUGAUGUUGCUCAAAAUCUGAAGAAACUGGUUACUGAGCAGGAUUGCCCCCAUUUGCUGUUCUACGGCCCACCCGGAUCGGGCAAGAAAACCCUAAUCAUGGCCAUUCUCAGACAGAUGUUCGGACCCAGCGCUGACAAGGUGAAGGUAGAGAACAAGACAUGGAAAAUUGAUGCUGGAACGAGAACUAUUGAUCUGGAGCUUACAACAUUAUCAAGCACGCAUCACAUGGAACUGAAUCCGGGGGAUGCAGGCUUUCAGGAUAGAUACAUUGUUCAAGAGAUAAUUAAAGAAAUGGCAAAGAAUAGACCAAUUGACACAAAAGGAAAGAAGGGGUUUAGAGUAUUGGUGCUCAAUGAGGUCGACAGACUUUCAAGAGAAGCCCAGCAUUCCCUUCGAAGAACAAUGGAGAAGUAUAGUGCAUCAUGCCGAUUAAUUCUAUGUUGCAACAGUUCUUCAAAGGUUACGGAAGCAGUUCGGUCUCGCUGUCUAAACAUCCGAAUAAAUGCACCAACAGAAGAGCAGAUUACUAAGGUGUUAGAGUUCAUUGCUAAGAAAGAAGGGCUGCAACUUCCAUCUGGAUUUGCUACCCGCAUUGCAGAAAAAUCAAAUCGGAGUUUAAGGAGGGCUAUACUAUCUUUUGAGACUUGUCGUGUCCAACAGUAUCCUUUUACAAAUAACCAAGCAAUGCCCCCUAUGGAUUGGGAGGAAUAUGUUUCUGAAAUAGCAUCUGACAUAAUGAAGGAGCAGAGCCCCAAAAGGCUGUUUCAAGUCCGAGGAAAACUGUAUGAACUACUCAUCAAUUGCAUUCCUCCAGAAAUCAUUUUAAAGAGGCUGCUUUUGGAACUAUUGAAGAAACUGGAUGCCGAACUAAAGCAUGAGGUCUGCCAUUGGGCUGCAUACUAUGAGCAUAGGAUGCGACUUGGACAGAAAGCAAUAUUUCACAUCGAAGCAUUUGUGGCCAAGUUCAUGAGCAUUUAUAAGGCUUUCCUCAUUGCAACUUUUGGCUGAAGACUUACCUGCACUCCAAUCAAAUCUGUUGAAUGUAAUGAAAAGUACGUUCCCCCCCUUUUAACAACUGGCUAUUUUUCAAUUUGAUGAUUUGCUUAUUCCAGGUUGUCUAAAGAGGUUUUUCCACCAUCCAAAAAUAUAUAUGUAUACAUGUGGAAAAUGAUUAGUGCUAGGGCUGCAACUCAGAGCUGUUUGGGAUGAAAGAAGAUGAGUUUAGUUCCCAUGGAUUGGGAAGAGGAGACUUGGCAGUUGGCAUUACCAGAUGUGUUAAAUGUUAAUUAAUAUUUUUAAUGUAUUUAUGCUAAUGUUAGCAGUAGACUUCA